Molecule: messenger RNA, 1279 nt
Organism: Drosophila hydei
Lineage: Eukaryota; Metazoa; Arthropoda; Insecta; Diptera; Drosophilidae
Product: testis-specific serine/threonine-protein kinase 1-like
Exons: 2
Coding region: 187-1125 (312 amino acids)
Biological process (GO): protein phosphorylation; intracellular signal transduction; microtubule cytoskeleton organization
Cellular component (GO): cytoplasm
Molecular function (GO): protein serine/threonine kinase activity; ATP binding; tau-protein kinase activity
Source: RefSeq, a predicted model, not a curated record
UCAUUCAAGUUAAGUUCGUUAUUGUCCUUGUUCUGUCACGUUUUUAUUUUGUCAAAAUUUCUGGAACCAAAUAGGAAUUUUUGUUAAUUUUAUGUAAUAGUACCAUCAAAUUCAAGUUUAGUCGACUCAACCAAUGCAACGUUGGUAAAUAACACACAAAAAAGGCAACAUUGGCAACAUUGAAUCAUGUGCAACAAUGGAGAAAAUGCCCAGAUGCGGGGCACUCGAAGCUCAGACAUCCAUGCCCUGGCCCAACAGGGCUACAAGAUCGGCACCAAAAUCGGCGAGGGAUCGUACGCGACGGUGAUCAACGCCAGCUUUGCUGAUGAGACUGGUCAUAUUAUCAAUUUGGCGUGCAAGGUUAUCGAUAAGGAAAAGGCGCCCAUUGACUUUGUCGAAAAGUUCUUUCCCCGCGAAAUGGAUAUAUUGACAAAACUGGAUCAUCCGAACAUCAUACAGAUUCAUAGCAUCUUGCAGCGCGGCCCGAAGAUCUUUAUUUUUAUGCGCUUCGCCGAGCGAGGCGACCUUUUGACGCACGUCAAAAAGGUUGGCUAUGUUGAGGAGAAACAGGCCAAAAUUUGGUUCUAUCAGAUGGCUAAUGCCUUAAAGUACUUACACAGCUUUGAUAUUGCCCACAGAGAUCUUAAGUGCGAGAACAUUUUACUCUCUGAACAUUUCAAUAUAAAGCUAGCCGAUUUUGGUUUCGCCUGCUUUUGCCAAAGCAAAGGCGGCAAGCGUAUGUUAUCAGACACAUAUUGUGGCUCGGCAGCCUACGCUGCCCCAGAAGUCGUCUAUGGAGUGCCCUAUGAUCCAAAGCUCGCUGAUGCCUGGUCAUUGGGCGUCAUAUUGUUUAUAAUGUUAAAUGGUAAGAUGCCGUUCGAUGAUGCAAAUCUGACCAAAUUACUGGAAGAUCAGCGAUCAAGGAAGUAUGCGUUUCGUCGUAAGUUUCAUGACGUAAUCACGCCUCAUGCCAAGGCUACUGUUGCUGUGCUUCUCGAUCCGAACCCAGAGACACGUUGGACUCUGCGUGAGAUUCUCAAAUGCAGUUGGCUUCUGCUUGAGAAGGAGCACCCACAAAAGGAGCAACUGCCGCACCAACAAUUGCAACGCGAGCAAGAACCAUAGCAAUGAUAUUGUAAAGCUAAAAAUUGUGUUUUGACCUUUCACACUGAAUAAUUUACAUUUAGGAUAAAGUCGCGAAAUACCUCGCAUUCACUCACAUUUCAUACUUCAAAUACAAUGUAUUAUCGCAACCCAAUGAAUAAAAAUAUUUUUUUAA